AUGAAAACAAAUUCAUUAAAUAAUCGAUUUUAUCCUCACAAUGAAAUUCGAACAGAUUGUAUUAUCAACAUGGACGAUGACUCGGAUAUGCCGUAUUCUGAUAUGGCAUUUGCUAUCGAUACUUGGAGAGGACAUUUCUUCAAUAAUCUUGUUGGUUUUUCACAUCUAGGAAGUAAUCAUAUUCCAACUUACAUUAAUGUCACUCUUCAAUAUGUUCAUAGUAACAAACGAUUACUAUCAAAAAAUGGUGCAUUUUACAGCAUCGUGCAUCCAUCGUGGUUGGUAUUUCAUCGUCGCUAUCUUUAUCAAUACACAUAUAAGUUACCACAAAGUGCACGAGAUUUGGUAGAAUCUCUAACUAACUGUGACGAUAUACUAUUUAAUUUUUUAGUCGCUAAUAUUACUAAGCAAGGGCCAGUUGUGAUAGAUGCAUGGGAAAAACCGUAUAAUUUAGGUGGUUUAUGGAAACGACGAACUCAUAUGGAAACUCGAACACUAUGUUUGAACAAAUUCGUUGAAAUUUUUGGUGGAAUGCCAUUAAAAUAUACAACGAAAGAAGCCCGUACGGAAGAUAGCGUUGACUCGCUCAGUGAAGUGAGUUCUUUGGAUGAUGAUUUUGCUGGAAUGCACUUGGAAUCUACAAGUUCCGACGAAGAAGUCACUGAUAAUGAGAUGAAUUCAAACGUCUGGAGUGAAAUAGAAUCAGAAUCUGAUGGUGAAUUUCUAGAGGAUCAUGGAAUUGUUGAACAAGUGACGCCAAUUUCCGAAGAUGGUACAAUCAAUCCUAUUGAUUGCUAUCGACAUUUCAUCAUCGACGAGAUUAUAAGCCUUAUGGUUCGCGAAACUAAUAGAUAUGCAGAACAAUACUUACUAACACAUAAACUUAACAAGCGAUCAAAAAAUCUUCAAUGA
Rotaria sp. Silwood1 is the source of this 912-nucleotide messenger RNA. Lineage: Eukaryota; Metazoa; Rotifera; Eurotatoria; Philodinida; Philodinidae. The record is from the annotation of a GenBank genome assembly.